UCUGAGCUCAGCGAGGACACCUAAAAAGGCUGGAGGGGGUUGCGCUUGCUCCCUUCUCAACGCCUUCUCUUUGUAUUUGCGGUUGCAAAUUGCAUCAGCUGCGUCGUCUACACUCAGAAUUGUCGCCGCCAUCCCCAGAUUUCAGCAUCAUAUCAUAAUCCUUCAGAGAUUUUAGCUUAGGCCUUAGAGAUGUCUCUAUCUGAUGAUGAAAUUACAAAGCUAUUCAAAAUUCGAAGAACAAUGUUACAAAUGCUUUUGCAUCGGGGGUAUUCUGUAGCUGAAGCUGAGAUUAAAAUGUCUAAGCAACAGUUCGUUGAAAAAUUUGGUGAGAAUAUGAAAAGGGAGAAUCUUGUUAUACAUUCAGUGCGUCCAAGUGAUUCCUCCGAUCAGAUGAGGAAUGGGUCAUGCGGCUCAUACCCAGGUGCAAGAAAGCAAGAACUGUAUCACUUUGUUUCAUAUUUGGCCACACUCUUCUGUUCUGAAAAUUUAUGCUUGCUAAUUAUUUAUGUUUUCUUUCCUGAGGAGCUGAAGGUUAGCACCAGCCAAAUUAGGACCUACAUCACUCGUAUGAAAUCUGAGAAUGUUUCCAGAGCAAUUUUGGUUGUUCAACAGGUUGUGACUCCCUAUGCCAAACGAUGUAUAGAAGAAGUAUCCAGAAGAUUCCGCAUGGAGGUUUUCGAGGAUGCAGAGGUGGUUGUCAACAUUACUGAGCAUGUUCUCGUUCCCAGGCAUGAGGUGCUUACUGACGAACUAAAGAAGAAAUUGCUGGCAGAAUAUUCAGUCGAAGAAACAAAGCUACCACGAAUCCUUGUUAGUGAUCCUGUUGCUAAAUAUUAUGGGCUAAGACAUGGCCAGAUUGUCAAGAUCUAUCGGGAAAGUGAAACUGCUGGUGAAUACAUCACCUAUAGAUACGCUGUAUGAGGAUUCUUUUUUUUUUUUUUUGUAUUUUCAUUUUAAAAUAACGUCCUGAAUGUUUUAAUUGUAUUUCUGUGCUUAUGUUCCUAAUUUUUUCUUUCAGUUUAUUUAUUUUUUUGGUCUCAGAACCUUGUAAUCUCCUUUAUCUUUCUCUCUUUCUCUCUCUCUCUCUCUCUCUCUUCCCCCUUUUUUGGAUCUCCACCUCAAAGAUCUCUUUGGGUUUUCUGCCCUUGUAUGGAUUGGUCAUAUUUAUGUGUGCGCACUAGUAGAUUGGCAAAGUGACAAUGUGGAGAAUUUAAAAGUUGAACAUCGAAUUCCUCCCACAAUCCAUGAAUGCCAUAGUUUUCAUA
Molecule: messenger RNA, 1265 nt
Organism: Malania oleifera
Lineage: Eukaryota; Viridiplantae; Streptophyta; Magnoliopsida; Santalales; Ximeniaceae
Product: DNA-directed RNA polymerases II and IV subunit 5A-like
Exons: 6
Coding region: 190-921 (243 amino acids)
Biological process (GO): DNA-templated transcription
Cellular component (GO): RNA polymerase III complex; RNA polymerase I complex; RNA polymerase II, core complex
Molecular function (GO): DNA binding; DNA-directed RNA polymerase activity
Source: RefSeq, a predicted model, not a curated record